CUACGUUAUGAUGACUGAUAAGCGAACCCAAUUCAUAGAUUCAUAAUUAUCAAAAUAUAAUGUAUUGCAAUAAUACGUAUUAGUUAAUAAAUUUGAUGCUUCCACCAUAACCAGUACCAUGGGGCUGAUACGACAAUUAUUACUUAUGAAUAUAUUAAAAUGUAAACAUAAUGGAAAGAAACUCAAAUCUUCACAAUGCCAAUCAAACAGUCUAAAAGAAGAAACUGUUGCAAGUGAAAAGCAAAUUUGUAGAGUAUGUCUUAAAGAUGGGGAAAUACCUAUAUAUGGAAACCACGAAUAUACAGACAUAUCUGAAGAUCUACGAAUAUUUGCUGAUAUUGAAAUAAUUAAAAGUUGUAACUUGCCUACACAUCUCUGCCAGGCGUGCUAUUCUCUUCUACAAGGAGCAAUGCUAUUAAGAAAAACAGCACAAAAAUCAGAUAAUAUAUUACAUGGAGUAGAUGUGGAACAAAGUGAUAGUGACCAUAAUAUGGACAAUGAUGAUACUUUCUAUGAGUUUCACACUAAAGCAGAGGAACCAGUAGCCGAAGUACGUGAAUACAGUUGCAGGACGUGUGAGCUAUCAUUUUGCUCAUUCAAGGAGUAUGAUGAGCACUUGUUGUCAGAAGAACAUGAAAACAUGAGACGCACUUGUCCAGUUUGCAAUAAAAGCUAUUCAGCAAUAUAUUUUAAGCGGCAUGUAGCAUUACACAAUGUUGAACAUCCGUACAUGUGUGAUAUUUGUGGGAAAAAAUUUAAUAUACGAGGACAAUUUACCCGUCAUAGAGUAACACAUUUCAUUGAGUUGCCAUUUAAGUGUUCUCUUUGCCCAUAUCGGGGGAGGUUUAGUGAAUCUUUGAAAAUGCAUAUGAGGUCACACACUGGGGAAAAACCAUACCAGUGUAGUCAAUGUCCAUCCAGAUUUGUAAGUAAAAGUAAUCUUAAUAAACAUGCAUUAACACACAAGGGAGAACAUGACUUUAAAUGUGAGUCUUGCAGCCGUGGAUUUUAUACUAAAAGAGAGCUGGAAUUACAUUAUAAAGUGGAUCACACAGGCAUAAAGGAACAUGUUUGUAAUAUGUGUGGCAAAGCGUUUGGCCACAGGAAGCAAAUGAUGAAGCAUCAACUCAAGGUACACAAGCGUCAGAAACUUAGAAGUGGAAGGAUGCCAUUAUAUUUACAAGCUGAGUCUAAGCUGCAACAAGAUUAUUAUGAAUCAUGUAUUAAAUGAAAGUUUUGCAUGUUAUAAAGAACUAGUGUAUCUAAAGGUGAACAUGCAUUUAAAAGGCUGACAUAACCUCUUGCAAUUCCACUGUCGCGGUAAGAGAGCAUGGGUGACAAUGAUCUCCAGGGACUCCUCUUGGUACUGAAUAGAUAUGGUAAUUAAUAGAUUAGAUUGGAAAAGAAAAUGUUUUGUUAAUCAGAGAGAUGGUAAAACUGGUGUAUCUGCUAUAUUUCAUAGCAUUACUCUUUUGCAAAGGCAUUCUUGGCAUUGAGAUGAAUUUAAAAAAAUCAUUUUUACUUUUACUAAUGUUAUGUAUGUUCAUUAGCACGCUUGCAAAUUGACUAGAAACUGAUAAUUAUAAUGUCUACGGCAGGAACAAAUAUAAACUUACUAUGUCUAUUACUUCGUUAAGUUAGUAACUUUUUUGUUGAGCAAUGUUUAUUUUACAACAUGAUCCCAUAAAAUGUACAAUACAAAUUAUAUUUUAUUUUAUUUAUUUAUUACUAUGGUAGGUUACUAUAAUGUAAAUAACUUUCUUUUCAUCAGUCUUGCUUGUAAAUUGAUCCUUAUUACAUCAUUCUUAAGGCUAUAAGCAGAACUAUUAAACACAAAAGCAUAAUAAUAUUACUUAUUAUUAUUGAAAGGGGAGAGAGAAGUCUUCAGGACAUGAUAAAUCUCCUGAAGGUAUCCUGACGACGCACCGUGUUUCGUGGCAAGGAACUUGAACAACUUACCGCCUGUCACCUUCGACCAUGUCGACAUCACCAGGUUGCUGAAGGACAUCACAAACCUCAAGGCAGGCCUGGCAGAAGUAGUGUUGACAUUAGAGGCAUCUCAGAACACCAUCUAUGUGACUAUGCUGCUGCCAUCCGCCAGCAAUGCAGAAAGCAGACAGUGCUGAGGACAGAAAGUGGAAGCAGGCACACCCGCAACGAACCCGCUUGUAGAGCUGUGUCGAAGGGUCUGACCGACAAGGAUGGCUUCAUUAAGGUGGAGUGGAAGAAGAGGAGACCUCCUAGUCAUAACCAAUGUGGCACAGCACCGAUAGAACAGAACCAGCUCCUGCGUCCCGUAAUCCCAGCGACGUAUAUCUACGUCUCUCGCUUUCACAACACCACCAAGGCCUCCGACAUUGUUCAGUACUUGGUGGAGAAGACAAGGUUCCGGUUGGGGGUCGAAAAGUUGGUGACGCGUCACGCAGUAGACUUCAACUCUUUUGUUGUUCGCGUCCCGACAGAACAUAUAUUAACCUUAAUGGACGUGCAGCUGUGGCCGAAGGGGGUCGUGUUCCGCAAGUAUCGCGGACGUCGCCGACCGCCGGAAGCUACCGAACCCGCGCCUCACAUCGCCGCGAAAAUGUGACGUAGAUCUAAGUUAUAUAUCAUAUGUAUGUUAGACUAUAAGGUAUUUAUUUUAUGUGCUAUGUAGCCUGAAAUAAAGGAAUUAUUAUUAUUA
Molecule: messenger RNA, 2680 nt
Organism: Leptidea sinapis
Lineage: Eukaryota; Metazoa; Arthropoda; Insecta; Lepidoptera; Pieridae
Product: gastrula zinc finger protein XlCGF17.1-like
Exons: 1
Coding region: 119-1231 (370 amino acids)
Cellular component (GO): nucleus
Molecular function (GO): zinc ion binding
Source: RefSeq, a predicted model, not a curated record